Molecule: messenger RNA, 3150 nt
Organism: Botrytis sinoallii
Lineage: Eukaryota; Fungi; Ascomycota; Leotiomycetes; Helotiales; Sclerotiniaceae
Exons: 2
Coding region: 1279-2172 (297 amino acids)
Source: RefSeq, a predicted model, not a curated record
CUGGUCAUUUAGAGGCGUAGAAUAUUUUCAAGCCCAUAAUAAUGUUGCUAAUUAAUCUUAAUGAUGCUCGUAUUUCCAUGUUGUAUAGCCCGCAUUUUUGACCUAUCACCUAGUAUCGAAUGAUACGUAGUUCGAUACGCUUCCAAAACUCCGUUUCCGUGGUAAGUAUUCUGUAUAUGUAAUUCAACCCUAGUCUCAUGUUACAUGCCAUGCGAUUUUGAGAGUGGCCUUAGGAAGUAAAGCGUCUCCCGUAAGUGACCUGUGACUCGUUACAUGGGCCAGUAUAUAUAGCCCGGCUUCUCCCAAAUCAAUGAACAUAGAAUUCAAGACCUCAUUCACAGACGGUAUUACAAUCCUAGCAUUCUCCUACAUCCGUCGCGAACCUUCUGUUCAUAUUCCGCCCUGUUCUCUCUCCAUUGCUUGGCAGCUUCCACGUUUGCUGGACUCUCAUCAUUUGGUUCCGCUAACAUACUCAUCACACUUAUUAAGAUUUUCUCGACACUUUGUAUGGGUGACCAUCGCUCCGAUGCAUGUUCAUAGUGGUUCGGAUCGUCUCCAGCCGGGUGGAGAAUAGAUAUACAGACAAGACCGCUGGGGUAGACUAAUAAUAGCACGUAUCAGUAUUGCACUCUCCAAGCUACGAUGUGUCGGACAUCGUUGAUGUCGGAGUAAAGAAAAAAGAAAGGAGAUCAUACCAUUGGGGUGCCAAACUUCCCCAAGAAACCUCAUACUCGGCGGAGAAAGUGGAUAGUCUUUGGGAAACUGCAACUCGGCAGCGAACACUCCCCCUUCGAACGGCGUACCCUCUGGCCCUUCUAUUAAAGCCUCCCAGCAAAGUAAGUCAUCUUCUGUCACCGGACCUGCAGUAAUACCGUCUGGUGGGUUAUUUGUAAGGGCGCGAUAUUCCUGAAGAAGACGACGCUGCGCAGUAGCUGAAGCCAUAUUGUUUAGGUUGUUGUGUUAAAUCGUGGGGAAGAGAUAAGGUACAGCUGGAGGUCGAAGAUGGAUGGUUGGGAUCCCCGGAGACAAUGGAAGGUUGUGGCGGUCUGGAGGUGUGGCUGAAAAAUCACGCUAAAAUUGAGACCUGAAACUUCUAGCGUCGCAAUGAUCACUAUAACUUACCCCGCCAUGCCGGUGAAUACCCGUUCGAAAUCCGUCUUGAGCUCUUUUACUAGGUAUUCUCUAUCACUUCACUAUAUAGCUACGUAUUAAUCGAGGCUCCAUCAAAAAAUACUCAUUAUUCCUCAAUAAACUUGCGACUGGAAUUAGCUCCCAAUCAUGUCUGCGACUCAAACCCCUCUCAAGAUUGGAUACGUCCCUGAGCACUUUUCUACCCCUCUUCACUUUGCGGAAAAGCAUUUCGGUCUAGAAGCCGAAUUUAUCCCAUUCCCAUCUGGCACUGGGCAUAUGAUUACAUCUAUACGCUCGGGAGAAAUCGAUGUAGGUAUUGGUCUCACUGAAGGUUGGGUAGCUGGAUUGGGGAAAUCUGAUGUGGAAGGAGAUGGAGGAUAUAGAAUUGUCGGGACUUAUGUUGAAACGCCAUUGUGCUGGGCGAUCUCGACCGGCGCAAACAGACCAUUGAAUAGCAUCGCACAUCUGAAGAACGGCAAGAUUGGAGUCUCAAGAAUCGGGAGCGGAAGCUAUGUGAUGGGAUUUGUUCUUGCAGAUGAGCAAGGUUGGCUCAACGAAAGUCAAUCGUCAGAGGGACCAUUCGAGGUCGUUCCUUUACAAACGUUCGAGAAACUGCGCAACGGUGUGAACGAUAGCACAGUGGAUUUCUUCAUGUGGGAACAUUUUACCUCCAAACGAUACUACGACAAUGGAGAGAUCAAACGUAUCGGGGAAAUAUAUACACCAUGGAGCAGUUGGAAAAUUGUUGCCAGCACAAAAGUCCUUCAAAGCACAGAAGAUAAGAGGUUGGACGAUUUGUUUGAGAAAAUCGACAAGGGAGUUAGAUAUUUCGAGAAGAACCAGGCUGAGGCGGUGAAAUAUAUCAGCACUUCGUUGGAUUACAGCGAGGAGGAUGCAAAUGAAUGGUUGAAGACGGUCAGAUUUGCAAGUGCCACAAAGAACGUAGAUUUAGCGGUUAUCCAGAAGACUGUGGCUACUUUGCAGAAGGCCAAAGUGCUAGGAGAUGAUGGCAUGUCAGCAGAACAGAUGAUUGCUCAAUAAACUUGAGCACAGAUUGUUUGGGGAUUUGUUUCUAGUAAAGAAAUGAGGUAAUGGUUAUCACUACUACCCAUCACCAAAAUCGCAUUGCAAAGUUAUAGGACGACAGCUAUUCAAUGAACUUGUGUCUCCUUACAAGCUGUCAUACUUUCAUUUACUAUCUUUUAUCUUUAUAAGCUGCGCCACUUGGGAAAGUGCUGAGAAUACUAUGCAAGACUCAAGAGCAUCUGUUUUCCUUGUCUAAGCUCGACUAAACGUUCGCCAUGUUCAAGAGGUGAGUUGCCACGACACGUGUUCGAGUACGUGAUCAGCUUCGCUCAGACCGCAGUUCCUUGUGUAUCAUGAUUCAUCCGAUGGCACUAUGCAUGCGAAUAAACGCUCUAAUAGUCAAAACCUGUUAAUAGAGGGAAAAGGCCGGUCGAUCCAUGGAGACUAUAGAAAAAUAUGCAUAUCAUCGAAGCACAUUCACUUGUGUCUAAGUAGCAUUUCUUUUCAGGUCGCCGUCACUAUCCCUCGCCUCUAUGGCACUUUGCAUGCCCGUGGAGGGGAAACCUUUAUCUGGCACUUGGCUCUUUUAGAAAGCUUUCCUCGACGCGAGUGCCAAGGAUUUCAUUUAUAGCUGAAUUUGGUUGACAGUCGACUUGAAAAUGCCAAAGUGACUAUGUAACUUGCUUCAAAAUCCAGCACAAGAGGCGAAUGAACGGCUCGGUUGCGAGAGCAACAGCUGGUGAUCACAGGACUGCGCUGUAGUUUUUGGCUACCAUUGUGAUUAUGAUAUGGUUUCCAGAAUUUCAUCCAGCCUUAUUAUUUUGUAUCGCUUCGAGCAUCAUAGCCACGACGAGAUCGAUUCAUUGCACUUAUUUCCAAAGUCUAUGAAAGUCAAAUUGAAGCAUCAGGAGAUGCGUGUAGAAGAUACCAGAAUGCUCGACUGUGUACACAACGAUGAUGCACUCUGUACACCCGAAAGGCAGAGAUUCAGCG